GCGGCUGAGGGCGGGCUGUGCUUCCGGAGGGCGGCGCGGGGCUUCGAGUGCCGUCCGGGCAGCUGCCGGGCGCAGCUCUUCUCCCCGGGCGGGAACCUGAGCGCCAGCGUGCUGGGCAACGGGAGCGUGCUGCUCCAGUGGGCCUGGCCGCCUCCGGCCUCUCCUCCGCGGGGCUUCCGCCUCUCCUGCUCGUGGGAAGGGCCCCAGGCCGCGCCAGGCCUCCCUUGCCGCUCCGUCCGCCUCGGCGCCGCCUGCCGCGACUACCUGCUCCCCGAGGCCCACGCCGGGAUCCGGUACCGCCUCUGCCUCGCGGCCCUCUCCCUGCCGCCUCGGGAGGAGAAAGAAGGCCGCGAGGGCCUCUCCCUGCCGCCGCCUCGGGAGGAGGAAGCCGAAGAAGAAGGCGAGUGCGUGGAGUUCGAGGGCCAGCCCGCGGGGCCCCGCGACAUCGUGGUGGCCAUGGCCGCCGUGGGGGGCGCCAUCUGCGUCAUGCUGGUCCUCAUCUGCCUCCUCGUGGCCUACCUCACCGAGAACGCGCCCCCCGCCCGGGCCGGGCCUACACCGCCCCCACAAGCCUGACCUGGGGUUGCCAUGGCGACGGGGCACUGCGCCAUCUUGGAAGAGGACACCCCACAGGGACAGGAGGAAGGCGGCUCCCCUGAGGGAAUGGCCCUUACAAGAUGGCGCCCUGAGGGAAGGACUCGUGCUAGAUGGCGCCCUGAGGGAAUGCCUUUUACAAGAUGGAGUCCUGAGGGAGUGGCUCUUACAAGAUGGCGCCCUGAGGGAAUGGCUUGUACAAGAUGGCAGCCUGAGGGAAUGGCUCUUGCAAGAUGGUGGCCUGAGGGAUUGACUUUUACAAGAUGGCGGCCUGAGGGAUUGACUUUUACAAGAUGGUGGCCUGAGGGAAUGGCACCCUGAGGGAAUGGCUUUUACAGGAUGGCACCCUGAGGGAAUGGCUUUUACAAGAUGGCGCCCUGAGGGAAUGCUUCUUACAAGAUGGCAGCCUGAGGGAUUGACUUUUACAAGAUGGUGGCCUGAGGGAAUGGCACCCUGAGGGAAUGGCUUUUGCAAGAUGGCAGCCUGAGGAAUGGCACCCUGCAAGAUGGCAGCCUGAGGGAAUGGCUUUUACAAGA
Molecule: messenger RNA, 1130 nt
Organism: Anolis sagrei ordinatus
Lineage: Eukaryota; Metazoa; Chordata; Lepidosauria; Squamata; Anolidae
Source: RefSeq, a predicted model, not a curated record